Synchiropus splendidus (mandarinfish) is the source of this 2356-nucleotide messenger RNA. Its product is annotated as torsin-1A-interacting protein 2-like. Gene Ontology annotation, biological process: membrane organization. The transcript has 8 exons. Gene Ontology annotation, cellular component: membrane. Gene Ontology annotation, molecular function: ATPase activator activity. Lineage: Eukaryota; Metazoa; Chordata; Actinopteri; Syngnathiformes; Callionymidae. The record is from RefSeq and is a predicted model, not a curated record. Bases 103 to 1650 code for a protein of 515 amino acids.
GGGAAGCGGUGGUUCACGCUUGUAUGACGAAUCUCAAUGCGAUGAUCGUUAACAUGCUAUAAGUGUUUGCCAUAUGAGUAUAAUUUGGGGGAAAGAUCAUAAAUGGACGUCGAACCUCCCUCAUUGAGAAGGUCCGCACGACAGAAGUCAGCAAAAGUUAUACGGUUUGAAGCCAGCCCAAGGGCUCCGAUCAAGAGGACCAAGAAGGUGGCAGAGAACACGUCUCCAGCCGUGACAGUUAAUGGUUCCAGUGAAAUGGGAGAUCAUUCCGAGGAUGAUGGGUCCCCAAAGAAAAAGAGUAGACGGAACUCUACCAGAAGAAUUGAUGGAAGCGGGGAUCACGCAGACAUGGACACUGAUGAAUUGAAUGAGGAAGGGAUGAAUAUUAAGCAGGACUCGUCUCAAGCCACCAAUGAUUUACGCAUCCCUCAAGGUGAGCCGAAGUUACUACACUCCUUUGCGAUGGGUGAUCGCUAUCAAAUGGGAAUUUCUGAAAAGAACGACACAGAUUGGUCUGCACAGAAAAGUGUACGAUCAUCAGAAAAAGCCAAUGCAACAGUCACAAAGUCUAAAGUUGCAACCAGGUCACAAAAGGUUCAAGAUACUUCGGCUUACAAAGUCACCAGCAUGGCGGAGUACAAGAAAGAAAUGGACAUCAGAGCCAAGAGCGCCGCUGUGGGUGUUACGCAGCCAAUAUCUCGUGCUGAUUUGAGCAGAACAAAGCAUCAUAUUCACGGCACAUUUCCAGAGAAAGGUUACACAGUCAAACAACGUGUGCAAAACAUUUCACCGCAAAAAGAAGCUCUUCAAUUUGAAAAACAAGGCAAAAAGAAGUCAACGGCCACAACACAGGGUGCUGGAGACUCCUCUAAAGGGUUCCCGUGGUAUUUUUGCCGCCUGGCUCUGCUGGUGCUGUUGGGGACUGCAGCCGUGUUUGCUUGGAAGGCCUUCCCUCUGCAAAGGACUAAAGGGAAUGCUUCAAGUUUCUCCAACCAAAUCUAUCUGGAACAGUUUUCAAAUUUACUGUCACGUCUGAAAGCACAGUUUGUGAGUCAGAGGACUGACUUGUGGAUGAGGAGCAAGAUCCACCUGGAGAAGCACCUCAAAGAUGUUCAGCCCAAUGAGCCGGUCAGCCUCAUCUUCACUGCUGGUGUUAAAGCUGAGAAGACUCUGCACUGCCUUGCAAAAGGUUUUGCUUCAACAUUCUCUUCUGCACUUAAUGGCUCGGUCCUGCAUAUCAAUGGUUCCAGCAAAGCUGGACAGCAGAGUGAUGUGGUGAAGCUGGACAUUGACCGGCAACUACAGGAAGCCUUUGAUGGAGACACUUUUGCAGCAGUCAUUCAUAAUCUGGAGGAGCUGCCACCAGGCUCCACCAUCAUCUUUUAUCGAUACUGCGACCAUGAAAACGCUGCGUAUAAGAGAGUUUUCUUGCUGUUUACAGUGCUGUUACCUCAGGAUGAGGUGAGUGGUGAGCUUAUGUACGUGGAGGAGUUGGUGCAGGACUAUUUGAAGGAGAGACUAGUGGGCUCCAGCAGCCAAACAUCAUUCGAUGAGAUGGACAAUGACAAAUUUGGAGGACUCUGGAGUCGCAUCUCACAUCUGAUCUUGCCUGUGGUCCCUGAGACGGACGUGGAGAAGAAAGGAUGUUGAUGCACCGUUUCAAAUGUUCAGUGAAUUUAUUAAAGGCCGUCUUCUUGCUGCAACAAUGCUGAAGUUGUUACAAAAAGAACGACCUAUUAAUGCUCGUAUUCUUCUCAGACGCGAUAUUUUGGCCUUGGCCUUCGAGUACAAUAAUGAAAGAUGACUGAAAAUCUGUUCUGUUUUAAUUGCACUUACCAAUCGACUUAAAUUGUGUUAUUCAUUAUCCCACUUCAAAGCACUGUUACAGUUCUUGAGAUAAAAACCUGAAACCUUUCGCCCUAAAGAAAUCACCAAUGCAUCUUUAGUCGGCGAUGGCCCUUUGAGUCUCCUCAAGUUUUGUAAAAAUCAGGUUAGUAUUUUCUUUUACAAGGUGUCAUUCACAAAGUUGGUUUCUCAUUUCUAUUUGAUACACAGUUGGAUGGCUUGCACUAUAUUUUAGAUAACAUGUUUGUAAGAAAAUGUAUAUGCAAAUUGUAUAUAUAUUUUUUUCAUUUUAUUUUUUUCUGAAUAUGAGGUUAUAUAUUUUCUCUGCACUCUGUAUACAAAACAAAGUUACGGAAAACUCUGAAAAUAGUGGUACAGUAGUAGUUGGGUCACAAAAAGUGCCUUUAAUAUCCAAAAAAUGUUUGGUUUUUAUGUGAUAUUAACAUUGUCAGGUUGAGUUUUUGUUCAUUUAAGAAUGUUUUUUUUUUCCAAUAAACAUUUUGUGAAUGUG